CUGGAUGAUUUUUAUUUUAAAUGAAGAUGAAGUUAAGUAAGAGUGGGGUGAAAUGGAUUAUUCAUUUCUUACAUGUUUUGCAGCAGUUGUACACCAUGACCACGCUGAAGGUUGGAGCCAGGAGUGUACCUGGUGUUACUGCCCCAGAUAAUGUCCACGUCAUCCAGCCCAGGUACACUUUGGCUUCUGGAAUCCAUGCGCAGCCUUCGGUGGUGACCACUUACCCAACCUCAUCAAAAGUGGUCCAGUGUGACGCGGAAAGAGCGAACUUACAGAACCCUCUCAUGGUGCACCAGAACCCAGCAGGAGUGACAGGUGCACAGAGUCAACUCCUGGUGCACCAGUAUCCAGCGGGAACUGCAGGUUUGCAGAUUUCACCCGCAGUGGUCCAGAACUUGCCAAGAAGGACGGAUCCCCAGACCCUGCCCCAGGUCUCUCACAAUCCUCCAAACUUCAUCCCUGGGCCUAUGAACACCUCAAACCAGUUCCAGUGGAACAUGUCAUUUGGAUCAUUCUCCACAUUUGAUCCCAAGAAAUUCAUAAAUGAGGAGGUCAGGACACUGGGGGCCAUUCAGAUCCUCAUCGGCCUGACGCACAUCUUUGCUGGGAUCAAUCCUCUCCUGUAUCAGCCAAUCUUUCUGAAUGGAGCCUCAGCGUACCUGUUCUGGGGAGGACUGUCUUAUGUUGUAUCUGGAUCCCUCUCUGUACAAGCUUCAAAGGACCCCAGCCCAUGUGUGGUGAACAGCAGCGUCGGCACCAACAUCUUCAGCGCAAUCUGCUCUCUGCUUGGGAUCUGCAUUCUCCUUGCAGAUAUGAUCAUAGCUCCCACGGCCUCUAUGAAGGUAUAUUCUGGUAGUGUCUUCCCCUUCGCCCUCCUGGAGUUCUGCCUCACUUGUGUGACCUCACAUUUUGGGUGCCAGGCUAACUGCAGGAACUAUUUUGCGAACAUGACGAUUCCAACCAUAUUUAGUGCCAACCCAGUCAACACAACCAACGGCCCUUACAACGCUACCACGGGCCCUUACAACGCUACCACUGGCCCUGUAAACACUACCAUCAACCCAGUGAACCCUACCACCGGCCCUGUCAACACUACCACCAGCCCUGUCAACACUACCACCGGCCCUGUCAACACUACCACCAGCCCUGUCAACACUACCACCAGCCCUGUCAACACUACCACUGGCUCUGUUAGUGCUACCAGCAGCCCAGCCAACAUUCCCACAGGCUCUGCCAUCCCCACCUACUCCUACAACGCUCCACUGGGAGUAUCGUCUGUACCCUAA
Messenger RNA from Trichechus manatus latirostris (Florida manatee), 1286 nucleotides. RefSeq names its product membrane spanning 4-domains A18 (gene MS4A18). The coding region runs from base 21 to 1286 and encodes 421 amino acids. NCBI's taxonomy places the organism in Eukaryota, Metazoa, Chordata, Mammalia, Sirenia, Trichechidae. The record is from RefSeq and is a predicted model, not a curated record. Gene Ontology annotation, cellular component: membrane. The transcript is spliced from 6 exons.